This is a messenger RNA of Harpia harpyja (harpy eagle), 1280 nucleotides long. It is a transcript of the gene RHEB, whose product is annotated as Ras homolog, mTORC1 binding. The record is from RefSeq and is a predicted model, not a curated record. Bases 300 to 854 code for a protein of 184 amino acids. Lineage: Eukaryota; Metazoa; Chordata; Aves; Accipitriformes; Accipitridae. Gene Ontology annotation, biological process: small GTPase-mediated signal transduction. Gene Ontology annotation, cellular component: plasma membrane. Gene Ontology annotation, molecular function: GTP binding; GTPase activity; GDP binding. The transcript is spliced from 8 exons.
CGAGCCCGGCGGUCACGUGGGGCGGGCGCUGCCGUUGCUGCUGCUGCUGGUGCCGCCGCUGCCAGGCGCCGCGGGUCCCGUGCGGUCGGCCCGCCGCUCCGCCGCCCCUCCUCCUCCUCCUCCUCCUCCUCCUCCUCCUCCUCCUCCUCCUCUCCCCCCCCCCCCCCCGCCGCAUGUCGCUGGCGGCGCGCCCCGCUCCCCGUCAGCCGACCGCCGACCGCCGCCUCCUCCUCCUCCACCGCCGCGACCGCUGCCGCCGCCGCCGCCCUUGAUGUGGUUCGGGGCCGGGCGGGGAGAAGAUGCCGCCGUCCAAGUCCCGCAAGAUCGCGAUCCUGGGCUACCGGAGCGUGGGAAAAUCUUCACUGACAAUUCAGUUCGUGGAAGGACAGUUUGUUGAUUCGUAUGAUCCAACCAUAGAGAACACUUUUACAAAACUGAUCACAGUAAAUGGCCAAGAAUAUCAUCUUCAGCUGGUUGACACUGCUGGUCAAGAUGAAUACUCCAUAUUUCCUCAGACGUACUCCAUAGACAUCAAUGGCUACAUUCUUGUUUAUUCAGUCACGUCAAUAAAAAGUUUUGAAGUGAUAAAAGUUAUCCAUGGCAAGUUAUUGGAUAUGGUGGGAAAAGUCCAAAUACCCAUUAUGCUGGUUGGAAAUAAAAAAGACCUGCAUAUGGAACGGGUGAUCAGCUAUGAAGAAGGGAAAGCUUUAGCAGAAUCCUGGAAUGCAGCUUUCUUGGAAUCUUCUGCUAAAGAAAAUCAGACUGCCGUUGAUGUUUUUAAGAGGAUAAUUUUGGAGGCAGAAAAAAUUGAUGGGGCAGCUUCACAAGGGAAGUCUUCAUGCUCAGUAAUGUAAUUCCACUGCAAAACCUGAAAACACUGGGAAUACAUUCUACCUGAAGAAGCAAAACUGCCCAUUAUCUUUAAGGAUAAACUAUGCUUCUUUUUUUUUUUUUUUUUUUAUUUUUUUUUCUUCUGUUAACCUGAAAGAUAAACAGUUGGUUUGGAGCCUUUCCCUUCAGAUUAUGUUAAACUCUGACUCCUGUGCAAAUGGCUUCACUUCCAUUUUCAAAUUUUAAGCAAUCAUAUUUUCAAUUUAUAUAUUGUAUUUCUUAAUAUUAUGACCAAGAAUUUUACUGGCAUUAAUUUUUCAGUGUAGUUUGUUGGUUAGAAUAAUCAUCAAAAUGAUGCAUAUUGUUACACUACUAUUAACUAGGCUUGGAUAUCAGUGUUUCUUUGUGUUAAAUGUAUACUUGUAAAUAAAAUAGCUGCAAACCUUAAA